AUGCUGGGAAAUAACGAGCACUUUUAUCCCGGUCAGGAUGACAAAGAUGGGGAGGAUGAGGAGGAGGAAGAGGAGCAGGGAGGAGAAAACAGAGAAGAGGAAGGUGGACGUGACACGGAGAAUGGAGGGUUAGAGAGUCUGGAGGAGAAGGAAAUGACGGGAGGACGACAAUCCUGGGAAGGGAAAGCUGGCGAGGUGGUGAAACCAGCAGCCAUUGUGGUCGGCAGACAGAGAGCAGACCGGCCGCCGAGGCCUGGUAACCUGGCCAACCGGGGUAUCACAUACAUGACCAGCCAAGCCCCGCUACAUCAUCAGCUGGCCAAUAAGCAACUGCAUCAUCUCAUCGCAGGCAAUCAACAGCCUCACCACCUGAAUGCACUGCAGAAGAGACGAGCUCUCAUGGAGCGCAGCAUGACCACAGUGGCUCCACUGGAGGACACUUUCCUGACCAUGAUGGUGUUCCGCAUUGGAAUUCCUGAUAUCAAACAAACAAGGUGUCUCCAGUUUGAUCCGGACUGCACAGUGUGGAACGCAAAGCAGCAGAUCAUUUGCUCCCUCAGUGAGUCGUUGUGGGACGCCUACAACUACGGCCUCUUCCAGCCGGCCGGAGAUGGCCGGGACGCCAAGUUCCUGGAAGAGGAGCGGGCCCUGCGAGACUACUCACAGUCCUUUGAGAAAGGGGUGCCUUACCUAGAGUUUAGGUACAAAACCAGAGUUUAUAAACAGACAAAUCUGGAUGAAAAAGCUCUCGCCAAACUCAGCACGAAGGCCAGUCUGAAGAAGUUCCUGGAUUAUGUUCAGACUGGAACAAUAGAGAAAAUGGCAAAAGUCCUUGACAAAGGUCUUGAUCCAAACUUUCAUGACCCUGACACUGGAGAGACCCCGCUCUCUGUGGCUGUGCAGUCUGGCCUGCCGGUGGAGGGCAUCAGGGCGCUGGUUCAGGGCGGCGCUCAUUUGGAUUUUAGAAACAGAGACGGCUUGACAGCGGUGCACAAAGCUGUUAGGGCUCACAAUCACGCUGGCCUACUGGUUCUCUUGUCCCUCGGAGCAUCUCCAAACUACAGAGACCGCUGUGGCCUGACCCCGCUGUACCACACUGUACUGACAGGGGGCGACACGUCCUGCUGCGAGACCUUGCUGUACUACAGGGCCAAGCUGGGGACGAGGGAUGAGAAUGGCUGGGACGAGUCCCAUCAGCUCAGGGAUGAAGAGGAGUUUGGAAUGGAAGAAAUGCAUAAGGCGUGCCAGAAUGGCUUUGCCCAGCACUUGGAGCAUUUGCUGUUUUAUGGGGCAGACACCUCUUCUCAAAAUGCCUCAGGGAACACUGCACUUCACAUUUCUGCUCUGUACAACAAGGAAAGCUGUGUUCGCGUUCUUCUGUACAGGGGAGCAAAUAAGGAGGCAAAGAACAAACAUGGUCAGACCCCUUUUCAGCUAGCUAUAAUGUCUGGUCACUUUGAACUCGGGGAAAUCAUCAAAAAUCACAAAGACUCUGACAUAGUGCCCUUUUUGGAAUCGCCAAAGUAUGUUCCCAAGCGAAAAGAGAGCGCCCACACUCUGCCUCUCCCCUCACUUCAUUCCCACCCCUUACUGCGCGCUAACAGCGAUAACACCAUGUCCCAGUCCGACCCUCUGGCUGCGCCCAGCAAGGCUGCAACCAAUCCCAACCCGGGACAGGCCCAGCGCAGGGCCUCCAUAGGCAUGAGAAGCUCCAGCAGCCCCAGAACUCGUACUCGGUCCCCAUCCAGAGGGAGAGGAGGCCAAAGUGACACAGAGGAAAGGCACCGGCAGCCAAGAGGCAGACAGGGUGCAACCUCAGCGGGCAGUGGGGGAGGUCAGAUGAAGCGUAUGUACAGUGCAGUGCCGGGGCGGGUAUAUGUGGCCACUCGUGCCCACUCUGCUAGUGGAGACAGAGAGCUCUCGCUUAGCAAAGGCGACAAAGUUAAAGUGUUAAGUGUGGGAGAGGGGGGAUACUGGGAGGGAACCGUGAAAGGUCGCACUGGCUGGUUUCCUUCAGACUGCGUGGAAGAGGUGGCGGGCCUCACCAAAGACAGUCGAUCAGAGACACGCAGUGAGAAAGCCAAGAGGAAGCUUUUCCGUAACGUCACUGUCGGAGCAUACGAUGGCACCGAUGGCCCCAGUGACUACAUCAUUAAGGAGAAGACAGUGCUCCUACAGAAGAAAGACAAUGAGGGCUUUGGCUUUGUGCUUAGGGGAGCCAAAGCUCAGACUCCCAUAGAGGAGUUCACUCCAACGCCAGCGUUCCCCGCGUUGCAGUACCUGGAGUCUGUCGAUGAGGGGGGCGUGGCCUGGAGGGCGGGCCUGAGAAUGGGGGAUUUCCUCAUCGAGGUGAACGGCCAGAAUGUGGUGAAGGUUGGGCACCGGCAGGUAGUCAACAUGAUCCGACAAGGCGGCAACAGUCUCAUGGUGAAGGUUGUCAUGGUCGCUCGAAACCCUGAGCUGGAGGACACUGCUCGGAAGAGAGCCCCGCAGCAGACUAAAAGACUGACUCCUCCUGCCAUUGCCCUGCGCUCCAAGUCAAUGACAUCAGAGCUGGAAGACAUGGUGGACAAAGCUGCCUCUCCAUGGAAAAAGAAAGCAGAAUACGACUCCUCUCAGGGUCCUGAUAAGAAGAGGACAGUCUAUCAGAUGGCACUGAAUAAACUGGAUGAAAUCUUGGCUGCUGCCCAACAUACUAUUACACCAGACAACCAGGGCCAGAGGGGUCAUGGAGGCAAGCGGGACCGGAGCAAGAGUAUUGUUCCCAACAUCUCCAAUGAGCAACCCUAUGAGCAGCAGUCAUCAGUGAGCAUGGUGCAGCAUGGACCAGGUUUUGGCUACAACCAAGCUCAUUUUCAACCAGGCCACAGUCAGCAUGCAGUCAUGAUGCGUCAAAAAUCUAUUGGUGUAACAGAGGAGGAAAGGCAGUACCUUCACCCACCUGCUAUGAAGCUGGCUCGCAGCUUGUCAGUGCCAGGACCAGAGGAAAUCCCACCACCCCCUAAUACAUCCGCCCCAGAUCCGCCUUUAUCUGCAGGCCCUCAUCCUGUGAGAGGGCCUGCCAUGCCCAUACCCCCAGUUUCUCAAGCCCAUUACCAACUCCACUCCCAGCCAGGUCAUCCUACUCAAGCAGGCUGGGAGAGAGGAGGUCCUGGUGGGAUGAACCAGCAGGUCAUGGUCCCCACCCUCCGCAGACAGUCAGAGGGACUGUGUGUCAGAGAGCCGGAGGCACCCAGAAGAGGUGGUGGCAAGAUGGGAGGGUUAAGGAGAGGCUACAGCAGCGCUACACCACCGACAAGUGCUAAGCCUAAGGCCCAACAAGUGCCACAACAUCACCCGCACAUGCCCAACCGCGAGCAGAGUGGAGGGGUUGCUAGGGGGGCGGCCAGGAGGGGUGGUCGAGGAGCUUUGAUGAAGCAAUCGAAAGUUGAAGAUGGGCUGAGACAGCAUAGAGGAAAGGGAGGUGCAGCCAAAGAGAAGAGCUCCAUCCCCAUCCCCACCAUCAUUGUCAAAGCGCCCUCCACCAGCAGCAGUGGUCGAAGCAGCCAGGGUAGCAGCAUGGAAGCUGAACCCACCCACGAUGCGGAAGACCAAACCUCAGUAGAUGCAACCUCAGACAGCCCCAGCACCAGUCUGCCCUCACCACUCACCCCUUUGCCACCUCAGCCCCCUACAUCCGCUUCCUUGCCUUCAUCCACUGUUGUCCCAUCCAUUUCCUCGCAGCAAAACUUGGAAAACUUGGAUUACACCUCAACAUUCGGUACAGCCUUUGAAGGAGGAGGAGGGGGAGGAGGCGCACGGAGGGAAAGGGAACGUUUUCGGGAUAUGAGAAGAAAGAGCGCUUCUUUCUUCCUCUCAUCUGAGGAGGACAUCCAAGGAGAGGCAGGAGGAGGAGUAGGGGAGGGAGGAGGAGUACUAGGGGCAAGAAUUCAGCCUUUACAAGGCUCACAAAUGGAAGUGCCCACCCCUCGUCUACGUCCCUCCAAGUCUAUAGAUGAGGGCAUGUUUUCUGGAGACAGCUAUGUUAACUAUUCCAGCAGCAUGCCCCCAGCCUUUGGCCUGCCUGAGUAUUCGUCCCCUGUCCUCAGUCAGGAUGGCCAGCCCAAGUCAGCUCCCUCACUGUACGGCACCCAGCACACGACUACUUUCAUCCAUCCGCUUACAGGGAAAGUUCUGGACCCCUCGUCCCCACUUGGACUGGCCCUAGCUGCAAGAGAGAGGGCCCUAAAGGAUGACCGCAGGACGCGCAGGGAAGAGAGACACUUUGGUCGGCAGCUGUCCACGGUUGGAGCAUUCCCUACCCCUGUUCAAACCCCAACUCCGUCACUUUUUGCAACUCCGACACAAUCAACCUACACUUCCCCAGUGUCCCUCCACCUAAGUUCCCCCACUGCCACCACCUCGCCUGCAUCUCUGAGUCGGCCACAGUCACCAAGGAUAUUACGUUUGGGAGGAGGAGGUGGCGAGAGGAUGGAGAGGGAAAAGGAGGGAGGACCCCGGGAGGGUCUUAGGGUUCGCUUCUCAGAGGAUAGAACCAAUCAGUAUUCAACCCAGUAUUACCCGCAGGGCACCAGGGAGAGAGAAAGAGAAAAGGAGGUGUAUGACAGCAGACCUGCUCCACCCAUACAGCCUCCUCCACCGCCGGCUCAACCUGCACCCCGCAGGCCUUCUUUUCUCCAGAUGGAAAACACUCCUCACACCAGCUACAUCCCUCAGUACACUGUCCCUACAGCUCCAGCACAGACACAUGAAGCAAUGGGAGAAGCAAGAGCAGGGACGGGCGGAGGUCUAGGAUUGAUGGUUCUCCCUCCACCAGCUCCCUCAAUAGAUGCAGAUGACGAGUUUGUCUUUGCAGAUCCCUUGCCCCCUCCUUUGCAGUUUGCUAAUGGUAAGAACGAGCGAGUCCAAGAGUUUCCUCAGCAGCAUCAGCACAUGAGCCAACACUCUGCUGAUGUUGCUCCACCUCCUCCACCCCCUCUUCCAUCUACCAAGUCCUCAAACGCAACCCAACCCUCUCCACAGGGUGGUGACUCUGCCGCCUCCAGCCUUACCUCCUACGACAGUGAGGUGGCAAACCUUACACAGUCAGCUCUUUCUCCAUCGUAUCCGUCCCCACAGAUAUUUCCCCCUUCCUCCACCGCCACCACCACUUCUUCUGUGGCUUUGCCUGCCACGUCACUACACAGACCCCAGCCCAUGUCCCAUUCUCACCCCUAUUACAGCAGCUCUAAUGACUCCUCAGUUGGUGGUCACACUGCCUCCCAGGACAGAGGCACAGCUGCCCUCACCGCCACCAUGACCUAUGGUACCACUACCAUGACAACCUCUGCCGCCGCAUCCACCACCACAACCUCACCGUCAUCCUCUGACUACAGCAUGACCAUGGCUGGACCCAAGGCUGGCCUCAGCACAGGUGGUAAAGCUGCUGACCCCACUCAUCACCCUACUAUUAUACCCAAGAGCGGAGACUGGCAAGAUGCUGUGGUGGAUUCUGGGAUUGAGGAGCUGGACAGUCACAGUAGUAGCGACCACCAUUUAGAAAUGCUGGGACUGAGUGGGCUGAGAGGAGAGAGGGGAGGGAUAGGAGGAGAUGGGCGAGGAGGAGAGGGAGAGAAAGGAGGUGAGCAUCAGGAUCCUUGCACAACCUACUCAGGUGGGCAAACAUUUGAGGUGCACAGCACCAAACUGGCAAACCCUGUGUUUCCAAAGAUGACUCAUUACAAGGAAGGGGGAGGGAGAGUCCUGCCUGUAGCACUACGCAGGCAGAACAGCACCAACCCUGCUCCUUUGCAGUUGCAAAGACAAAGCAACCCAGAAGAUGCCAGGUUCGAUGGAGCUCUUGUAGAUGAAAGGAAGCGCAAGCAGAGUCGAUCCAAAAUGGAGGAUGGCUUUAGCUCUGCUCUGGCUGCCUGCUUAGAGAGGCCCAUGGACGCUCGGUCGGUGGGCUGGGUUGAGGUUGGGGACCAUGAGCUGGGUGGAGGUGGAGUGCAGAGAGAUGGUAUGGUUUUGGAGGGCCGCAGACUUCACUCGCCUCUUUCGGGUGUGAAGGCCAGCAUCAUCAAUGAGCUAAGCUCCAAGCUGCAACAGAUGAGUAGCAUGAAGAGCAUGGAUGACUGGAGCCACACUCCAAAGGCGGCCACCAUGCAUAGAUAUUCGGCAGAUUUCACUGAUGCGUUUCACAGCCCCCCUACUGGCCGCUCCACCUCGCCGUUACCCACCUCCUCCCCACAGCAUCGUCAGAUCCUGACACCAAAUCUGUCAGCCACCCCGUCUGUCUCCCCUUCCCCCCAAGUCCCGAUUCAGCGCAACUGGACCCGCUCCCCAUCUCCACAGAUGCCUUCCUCCCCAGUUCAUUCACAUCCUCCCCACUCUCCGACUUACUGCCCAUACCCAACGUCGCCAAAGCAUCGGAAGAUGCGCAGGCAGACUUUUGAUUUUCAGUGUAGUCCCACUAAGGAGAUGCGGUCUUCAGUCUCCCGGCGCCGGGCUCCCAGCCCUCUUAUCUAUAACACUGAACAGCCAAACCCCAGCCCUCCCAGACCUUCUUCACUGCCCAUCCUUCCCAGUACACCUGUCUACAACAACCCCUUUGAAUUCCCUGGACCCCUCACUCCUCCUUCACCUGGGAUCCCUCUUGGAGAUACCUACAAGGCUUCAACUCCUCCACUGUUCUCCCCAUCUGGUGUGCCAAGUCCAAACCCCCUACUUGUCUCCCGCUCUCUCUCCCCCACCCAUUUUCUCUCUGGCGCCUCCUCCCCCAUGCACUUGCCCCCCAGCCCGUCCUGCCUCAAUUAUCCCCAUCUCACCCCUCCUCCGCCAGCCAAACCCUUUGCUGUCAAGCCCCUGCCCUUCUGGACCAAGUACGACGUGGCCGACUGGCUGGCUUACCUAAACCUGGGUGAACACAGAGAGCGUUUUAUAGACAAUGAGAUAGAUGGAUCACAUCUGCCUUCACUCACCAAGGAUGACUUCUUGGACCUCGGAGUGACACGUGUGGGACACCGAAUGAACAUCGAGAGGGCGCUGAAGAAACUCACUGACAGGCGGCUCUCCUCUCCUUUGCAUGUCACUACUCCCCGAGACACAGACUGAGAGAGUGAAGGGGUGAUUCAAAGAUGAAAGAAAGGGACAGAAACAAAUUGGCAAAGAUGAACACUAACAGAAGAUGUACAAGAGAAGAACAGUGGACAUCAACAGGCUGUGUUGAACUAAGCCUAAGGGCUGGGUGUGUGUGUGUGGGGGGGGUGUUUUCUUGCAAAUUUGCUAUACAUGUAGAGAAUACUGUUUAUGAAAUUUGUGACUAUUGGUCAAGAGAGA
Molecule: messenger RNA, 7317 nt
Organism: Chelmon rostratus (copperband butterflyfish)
Lineage: Eukaryota; Metazoa; Chordata; Actinopteri; Chaetodontiformes; Chaetodontidae
Product: SH3 and multiple ankyrin repeat domains protein 1-like
Exons: 27
Coding region: 1-7092 (2363 amino acids)
Cellular component (GO): postsynaptic membrane; postsynaptic density; dendritic spine
Molecular function (GO): ionotropic glutamate receptor binding; synaptic receptor adaptor activity
Source: RefSeq, a predicted model, not a curated record